Molecule: messenger RNA, 1369 nt
Organism: Glossina fuscipes
Lineage: Eukaryota; Metazoa; Arthropoda; Insecta; Diptera; Glossinidae
Gene: YL-1
Product: vacuolar protein sorting-associated protein 72 homolog
Exons: 6
Coding region: 112-1146 (344 amino acids)
Biological process (GO): chromatin remodeling; regulation of DNA-templated transcription
Cellular component (GO): nucleus
Molecular function (GO): ATP-dependent H2AZ histone chaperone activity
Source: RefSeq, a predicted model, not a curated record
UAAAGGCAUAAAAAGUAUUGUGUUUACAUAUUUUUCGCACAGAACAAAUCAACCUUGCUGCUGUUGUUUUUAUUAUCACUUUUGAGAAAUUAUUUGGAAGAUUAAAUAGACAUGGCGGCCAACCGCGCGCGAAGGAUAAAUGCCGGCGUAAGAAUCGGGAAGCUUUUGGAUGACGAAGAGGAAGAUGAAUUUUAUAAAACCUCUUACGGUGGCUUUGAAGAUGAAGAUGAUCAUGACCAGGAUUAUGUUCAGAAAGAUGAAGAAGAAGACAUAGUGGAUUCCGAUUUUAGUAUAGAUGAGAAUGAUGAGCCUAUAUCCGACCAAGACGAAGAAGACGUUAAAAAGCGAAGACGUACGGGAGUGCAAACAAAAGCAUACAAGGAGCCUAAGCCUGCUAAAAAAGAAGAUAAAACUUAUGGAAGUCCCUCCAAGAAAAAGACUGGCCCAGGAAGAAAAAGGAAAGCGCGAGCAAAGUUUACCGUCUUAGAUUCAGGGCGUAAAUCUAUAAGAGCUUCCACUGCUAUUAAAACUCAAGCUACUAAGAUUCGUUUAAAGGAAAUGGACGAUGCUCGCAAAAGAAAGAGAAGAGCAGUUAGAGUAGAAGAGUAUAUGCCUACACAAGAAGAACUACUAGAAGAAGCAAAAAUUACUGAAGAAGAGAAUAUAAAGUCACUAGAAAAGUUUCAAAAAAUGGAAUUGGAAAAGAAAAAAACCCGCCCAACUAAACGUCUGUUUUUGGGUCCGAUAAUACGUUACCAUUCCUUGGCAAUGCCUGUUGUACGUAAACAAACACGUGGCUGUAAUACUGGUUUCGACUCAAAAGAUCCGAGAUCAAAAUGUGAACGAACGUUUAUUUCAUUUGAAAAUGAUUUGGAUGACAAGGUUUUUCAAAGCAUCUUUAAAGUCAAGAAAUUGCCAAAAAAUGCCGGUUACCUUUGUUCCAUCACCAAGUUACCAGCUCGUUAUUUCGAUCCUGUCACCCAGCAGCCUUAUUACAGUAUACAGGCCUUCAAAAUUUUACGCGAAGCCUACUAUAUGCAAUUGGAGGAGCGCGGUAAUACAGAUAACCCACAAUUGCAAAAAUGGUUAGAAUGGCGAAAAUUAGUUAAAGAAAAUCGUCUAAAAUCUGCAGCCAAUACAAGCUAAAUAUCAAACCUUCAAAUACCAAAAAUUGAUUAAGCAGCUAGAAAGCUAUUCCAUUACGUUCAUUACUUUUAUUUUACAUUGUUUGAAUAAUAAUAAGAUUGGUAUUUUUAUCGGACAAUAGCGCAGAUACUCCUAAUUUUUUUAUUUUUUUUUCGAUUUGAUGUGUUACAUUUAAUGUAUGUAGCCACAUAAUAAGAAUGUAUGUUGAUUUGUAAGAAAUUGA